This is a messenger RNA of Paraphaeosphaeria sporulosa, 800 nucleotides long. Its product is annotated as S-adenosyl-L-methionine-dependent methyltransferase. The coding region runs from base 4 to 798 and encodes 264 amino acids. The record is from RefSeq and is a predicted model, not a curated record. Gene Ontology annotation, molecular function: methyltransferase activity. NCBI's taxonomy places the organism in Eukaryota, Fungi, Ascomycota, Dothideomycetes, Pleosporales, Didymosphaeriaceae. The transcript has a single exon.
UCCAUGACCAAAUUCGUGCACGCCGGCGGACCCGAACGCAUCGUCGACGCCGCAGGCCCCGCCAUCAAGCCUGGCGCUUCAGUGCUGGAUCUCGCCACAGGCACGGGGAAAGUGGCUUUGGUGGCGGCCGCGAAAGUCGGUGAAAAAGGCCGCGUCCUGGGCAUCGACAUCUCGGACGAGUUUCUGAAGCUCGCGAAGAAAACCGCGGACGAGGCGGGGAUGGGCGAUAGAGUCGAGUUUCUGCAGCGGGAUGUGGGGGCCUUGGAUAUGCCGGUGGAGUAUGGCAGGAGGUGGGCGGAUGCGGUGACGUGUGGGAGUGCGAUUGCGAUGUUUGCUGAGCCCGGGAAGCUGUUGGAUACGCUGGCCCGCGACGUCAUGAAGCCCGGCGGCGUCUUCGUGGCGGAUAUGUGGGCGAUGCACCUCCCAGCGAAAAUAUUCCUUGACGUUGCUGUCCCACGGGGUUUCGAGGCACCGUUUGAUGCAUUAUGGAUGGCUGAUACGGAAACAGCGUUUCAGAGGCUUUUCGAGGGGACACAAUUUAAUCUGGUGAAGUUAGAGAAAAUGGGGGAGAGCAUGGCGAGGUGGGAAGCAGGGAGUGAGGAGAAGAUGGAGGCACUGUGGAAGAACCUGGCCGAGGAUCAGACAUGGCUGAGUUUUGGGUUGGAGAGGUUGGAUGCGGGCAGGGUGGAGGAGAUCAAAAGGGCGUGGGUGAAAGAGAUCGAGGCGUGUAGGAAUGAUGAGGGUGUUGUGGUAAAGGAGAUGAAGCAGUGGAUUGCUGUUGCUGUUGUGAAGGAGUAGUG